Messenger RNA from Fusarium coffeatum, 855 nucleotides. RefSeq lists its product as uncharacterized. The transcript has 2 exons. The record is from RefSeq and is a predicted model, not a curated record. The coding region runs from base 1 to 855 and encodes 284 amino acids. Lineage: Eukaryota; Fungi; Ascomycota; Sordariomycetes; Hypocreales; Nectriaceae.
AUGUCAGACAGUAAGCCAAAGGUUCUCUUGUUUGAUAUUGGUGGUGUUUGUGUUGUAUCGCCUUUCCAAGCCAUCCUUGAUUAUGAGUUAAGCCUGGGCAUUCCUCCGGGAUGGGUCAACUACUCGAUAUCUCGAACCGCCCCUAACGGCUUUUGGCACCGACUGGAGAAAGGUGAAAUACCUAUGGAUAAGUCUUUCUUCGAAGGAUUCAGCCGAGACCUUCAUGACCCAGCAAGAUGGGAAGCUUUUUAUAAGAGAGAGCAAGGCAAAACCCCUAGCCUUCCAAAAGAAACACCGCCUGUGCCAACGAUCGACGCAGAAUGGCUAUUCAAUGAAAUGAUGACUGUAUCGAACAGCCCUGACCCUUGGAUGUUCCCGGCACUGAAGAAGCUCAGAGAAAACGGGCAGUUUAUCCUGGCAGCUUUAAGUAACACUGUCAUCUUCCCACCUGGCCACAAGCUUCACCUCGAUCACUUUUUCGAUGAACCUGUUCGACAAAUAUUCGACGUAUUUGUAUCGUCAGCUCACGUUGGAAUUCGAAAGCCCGACCCAGCCAUGUAUAAGCUUGCCGUUGCCAAAGUAGACGAAUUUGCCAAAACCAAUGCGCAGUCACCUCGUGCGAAAGGUCGAAACUGGGACGCUGGAGUUAAGCCAGAGGAGAUUGCUUUUCUUGAUGAUAUUGGGGAGAAUCUUAAGGAAGCUCGGAAACAGGGGCUGCGGACGAUUAAGGUGAAUCUUGGCAGGGCAUUUGAAGCUGUUGACGAGCUUGAGCGGGUUACUGGAAUGAAGCUCGCUGGCGAUCACCCGAGGAUACCUGUUGAGCCCAAGUACGGAAAAUUUAAGGCGAAGAUGUGA